Messenger RNA from Scheffersomyces amazonensis, 1714 nucleotides. It is a transcript of the gene FGR14, whose product is annotated as Fgr14p. The record is from RefSeq and is a predicted model, not a curated record. The transcript has a single exon. Bases 200 to 1366 code for a protein of 388 amino acids. Lineage: Eukaryota; Fungi; Ascomycota; Pichiomycetes; Serinales; Debaryomycetaceae.
AAUGAUAUUAAUGAUCAAUCUAAAUUAAAACUGCAACUUGAAUUGUUUCUGAUUAUUAGCAAUAGUAAUGUUAAUUACAAUAAAACUUUACUCAGUUGUAGAACUAUCAAUUUUCACCUGGAUGACUUUAAAUAUCUUGGAAUCCCUAAUCAUCCAAUUCCAUGGACUACUACUAGAUCUUUACUCAGUUUUCUAAUUUAUGAAAAUGUUCGACGUCUGUUACCACUUACCACUAUCCUAUCAAGUUCAAACCAUCAAUAUGUUUGUUCUCCUGAAACUUUAUUUCAGAGAUCUUCAUCAACCCUUUUCCAAAUCGGAAGGCAAGGAUCUUCGUCAUCUCAUCUCAUCCAGAUUUCCUGGCAUAUCCUAUACCACUUUAACUACUCCCAAACAUUUAGGGGUAUAUGGUAUGAUUGAUCUUUACGAUCACUUAUUAGGUCGUCGAGCACAUGAAGUAUACAAGGUCUUGACUCAAUCAAGACCAUCAUUAAACAUCAUUAUCUGGAGAUCCAAAAUACAACAUUUUCUUAAUACUGUAAUUCCUGCAGCAUCAGCUCCAACCGCUACACAUACUCUUCACUUCAUCCCAUGGUAUGAGAUGUUAUUUGAUCUUAAAAUGCCACAUCCUGAUUAUCGACAAUUUUGGGGACUCAUAUUGAAUUCACCAAUGUUUGACUACAGCGAGAAAGCUCAAUUGGAGGCUUUUUAUGAUUUAACAUUCAGUCUUCAUGAUCGGUCACAAGCUCAUCUAACUCAUUAUUCAUCACAAGCUUUUAUAAACCUUCUCAGUCUCCCUGCCUUUAGAUCUGACAUAGAUCGGUAUUUACAAGGAAUUGAUCACAAGCCUUUAUCACCAUCUUCGUUUAAAAGUGUUAGUCGUCGACUCAGACUCAGUCGUACUAAUUUACGUAUGAGUUCAUUCUUUAAUGAUACGUUUUUCCUAACUCGUAAACAAUGGUCAUCAUAUUGGUCCUUCUUACAAACUAAAAAGAAUCAAUAUCCUGGCAAAUUGGAACAUGUUCAUUUAUUUCAUUUGGGCUAUUAUAAUCACAAAUUCCAUCUUCGGAAUCAACCAGACCCUUUACAUCCCAAUAGGCAUUUAAGGACUUGUUUGUUUUGCUUACAACAAGAUUCAAAUUUUCAACAUAUUUGGCAAAAAAUUAUUUCUGCAGGUACAUCGAGUGUUAUUUCCUCUUAUCUUCUUAAUAAUCGGGUAACCGAUACUUUUCUACUCUCAUUAGAUCGUUAUUUAGUCGUGAUUCAUCGUCUUUAUUCCCAUCGUCGAGCGGCUAGGCAAGAGGUUCUGCCUCUUUCUGCCUCUCAGUUAGAUGUGGUAAUCAGACUUUCUUUCACGACGAUCCUCUAAUUUUUACUGUAAUUCUACUCUAUAUUUGAGAACUUCUUAAUGAGUUCUUAUAUCUGAUUCAUUCUUUUUACUUAUCUAUAAUUUUUCUAUAUUUUUCUUAUAUAGGUUUUGCCUUAUGAUGAGUUUAUUCUUAUCAUAGGAUUUUCUCCUUUGCGUUUAUAGCUUAAUACAUACGAAUUAAAAAAAAUAAAAAAUAAAGGAAUUGACACGGACAGGAAUUGAACCUGCAACCCUUCGAUCUGGAGUCGAAAGCUCUACCAUUGAGCCACCGCAUCAUCCUCGAAGGUUUUCAAUGCUUCGAUCGGUCACGUUCUCGCGAUUCACGUGACAGAAAACUGCAAAAUUUGG